Talaromyces rugulosus is the source of this 1434-nucleotide messenger RNA. RefSeq lists its product as uncharacterized. NCBI's taxonomy places the organism in Eukaryota, Fungi, Ascomycota, Eurotiomycetes, Eurotiales, Trichocomaceae. The coding region runs from base 1 to 1434 and encodes 477 amino acids. The transcript has 18 exons. The record is from RefSeq and is a predicted model, not a curated record.
AUGGAAGAUAACGGUAGUGUCAACACCAGAUCGUCUGGGGCACUCACAAAAUAUGAUCUUAUCGUGAUUGGCUCUGGCUUUGCUGGGUGUAUGACCACUCUGAACUUCCUCGAACAUGCCAAAGACUUGGGAAAGAUGCCCACAGUAGCAUUGAUUGAGGCUGGUAAAGAGGGAGAACGAUGCGGGGCUAGCAGAUGGACACCGGCGUUCUUUCGACUGGACAAGAACAACAAUUUGGACAGCAAUUUCAAGAAUGAAAUGAAGCUCGUCAGCAACGGACUCGCUGACCAGGCAUAUUGCGAGAAACUGGAAAGAGAAGUUCCUUAUACAGUUCAGUUCCUGCUUGACCACGGCGUCAAGGUCCAGCACCAGACUGAGAAGAACGUUUACCUCGGAUUUCAUACUGACCAGAAUUUUUCUAAGGGCGAUGGAGGCGGCUACGCCAUCAUUCUCAAACUAUUAGAGCAUAUUUUAUCGUUUCCCAAUGUGGAUAUCAUGUGGGAGACAAAUGCGGAGCAACUCUUAACAGUGGACGACGGCACUAUUCAUGGGGUCAGGGUUCGAAAGAACGAUGGCUACUUUUCCCGGGUUUUUGGCAAGCAAGUUAUGCUCUCUUGCGGUGGUUUUGAAGGAAAUAGAGAAAUGAUGGGACGAUAUGUCGGGCCUAGAUCCGAGCAGCUAGGGCUAGUUGCCCCAGGUCUCAAGUACAACACCGGUUAUGGUCUCACGAUGGGUUUACAAGUCGGCGCUGCAACUGCGGGCUCUUUCCAUGGGCUGCAUUGCGAGCUUGUGGACACACGCUCUUCAAAGCCAGAGGCAACUGUCUGGGGCCACAGCUUUGGUAUUGUGGUGAACGAACAUUGCAAGCGAUUUUACGACGAAGGAAAUCGCUCACUUUUUGCAACUUGUGAAGUCAUUGCUUACGAAACAUGGCGAGAUCAAAAUCAAAAGGCAUACUUCAUCAGCGACGCCCCAAUCAUGGACCGCUUCAGACCUGGCUGGGUUUACGAUACAACUGAUCUGGAACCGGAACAGGGUGACACGAUUGAGGAACUUGCUGGAAAGCUUGGCCUCAACCCUCAAGAUUUGAAGCAGACGUUGGAUGAGUACAAUUCCUCGAUUGAUAACAAAGAGUUCGACCCCAUGAUUCUUGACGGUAAAAGGACCAACGGUCUGACGCCCAACAAGACUAAUUGGGCAAACCCGAUCAAAGUAGCACCAUUCUACGGCUAUCCAUUGACUGCGAAAGUUGUAUUCACCUUUGGCGGCCUGAAAGUUGAUCUUGAUUCCCGAGUGAUGUCUAUGACUGGUGCCCCUAUUCCCGGUGAGUUUCUGGCCCUAUCAGUGACAAAAACGUACCCACCAUGCAACAGCGCACUCCGCUGUCUCACAUUCGGUCGACUUGCUGGAAAAGCUGCUGCACAAGCCUUGUAA